GUCACGUGCAGAUCUUCCGCUUCGAGUACUUGCACUUCUUUUUCGUGGUCUAUGUACAGCAUUGGUCCGCCGAGCUUGUCAAGCUGCAUACCAUGAUUUUUACAAGUCGUCAUCUCAUCUCCCUUUCUACUCCGCUUCAAAUGUCAGCCCCAUAUACAGCGUGGCCUGCGUUCGUCCGACGUCCGCGUGAGGAACUGAACCGUCUGAGAUGCACGUCGGUGUUUCCUCGCACCCGGGGCCAAUGCCUCUGGAAGUUCGAUGGCUAUAUGUAAGGAUGGAGGAAAUCGAUUGUCCGACUGUGGCUUCACGAAGGCCAUUCUUCGUCUAGCCUCUCGUAGCCAUUGGGAAGACAGUCCCAGAGGACUUGUUGAAUGGUGUGGCACUUGAACGAAUCACUUAUCGAUCAGCUAUUCCCAAGAAGCCUCGUCCACCCAUCUUUCGACUCGAGUGGUAUCUGAUUUGAUACCAUGUAUGGCAGCGAGCACGCACCCAGACCAGCCUCAUUCCUGAUCCGACCCCGUGCACCGUCAGAAGCGUCUCUGACAAUAAACGUGUUGUUCCUCGUCCGAGCCCACUGCCAGGGACGGCCCUGCAUUGCAGAACAGCAUGAGUACGGACGCCGUCGCCGUCGCAGCCCUAGGUCAGGUUCAUGCGUCUUCGGUCCCGCCGCCGCAAGCUGGGUCCCCGCAAGUGCGGCUACCUACGACCGUGCCCGGUCACUUCUUCGCGCGCGCGUCCGAUGUGGAGGUCUCCGGUGGAAACUUCCUCACUGCUUCCCGCGACAUCCACUACCAUACGGUGCGAAUCGGGGGAGGGAAUGAAGCAGGAGACAGAGGAAGUCUAAAGAAACGGUCAUCAGCAGGCGCUUCCACUGCUGCUAGGUCGAUGAAUGAAGCCAACGGGAACAUCAUGCUAGAGCCUUAUGGUGAUUAUUCCCAGCCCGAGAUCUACGCCAGCCAUCUAUCACGCCAGCAAAGAGGGUUUCCGUUGUAUUUCCCGAGUCCCCAGGAUAAUCUCCCAGAAGAGUACAAGAUGCGAGGGGUCUGUAUCGGAGACGUUGGCUGUGUCACUCCGGAAGGCAUCUUUGAUUUUUUCUUCAACGUCUAUCUUCCAGCAGAUCACCCCAUCAAUCGAGGCUUCGUCCCUGCGGGCUUCGUGCCAUUGGAGCCAUAUACAGCCAGAGAUAUUUUUCUGACGAACUACUGCCCCAGAACUUACGUGGUCUCUCCCUCUGUGGUCAAGCCACGGGACCCUGACAGUUUCCCAAAUGAGCUCUUAUUUGAAUGUCAAGGUCCCAGCGGAGCCUUGUUAGUACUUCCACACGGAUCGCACCUCGAGAAGCUGCGCAACGUCGAACGUAUCCGAAAAUAUGGAGAAAAAAACGCCGAGAACUGGUACCGAUACGUGAAUGGUCCAAGAGGCCGUCACAUGGUCAACGGCUCGUUGUACCUCGUCACAGGUUCCGAGAAGGCGCAGUCGGGAAGCAUGGCUACAUUUCACUCACCGUCCUUGAGAGAGAACUUCCCUCUACUCUUUCGAGAUUUGACACAAUCAGACUCUGACCCCAUUUAUCACUUUGGUGGCAGUGCGCACUCACAGUCUUUCUUCGCUCCGCUGGAGAACGGAAGGAGGCCUGAGAACCAGACGAUCUUCAUUCACGGUUUCACCAUAUCCCUGGGCGAGGGCAUCAUCGGUCGCCGCUUCGGCCGUGUCGGACUGGCAUCUAUCGGCGACUCCCCUCAGAAGCGUCACAGCAAAUUCGUCCCCUUUGUCUCUGGCAACAACACCAAGUUCCCGUUCAGUUUUUUUGGAAUAGGAAGGCACGGUAGACGUGCCAAGGAUGAAGACGCCGUGAUCAUCUCCCAGUUGUCUCCCAGUCCACAAAUCGUUCAUCCGUCGCAGAUUCUCAACGAAUUCAUCCUGCAACAGUCUCCCAAAGCCUCAGUCGUGAUCACUCAUGACGAUGACUGGUGCGACAUCCUGGAAGAUGACGGCACUGCAAAUGCGGUUCAAAGCGUCGUCGCUUUCCUGCAACAAAUCUGCGAGCGGUUCGACAUCGCAUCAGAAGGCGGUGCACGCUAUCUGAUUCCCAAAACCAGCCGCACCUCGACCCACAGACAAGCACUUUCUCUCGCUGACCCACAAGAUACCCCCAGUCACUCUAAAUCUACCCGCUCGCCCCGGAUAAGGCGCCACUCGCUCAACCUCCCCGAGCUGUACAAAUAUGAAGACCUGACAGCGAAUGAAGCUUCUGACGACGUCGUUGCUGCCACUGCUGCUCACGGCGACGUGAGAAGGAACUCGAUUCAGGAGACGGUCGGGACGAGGCCCUCGUCCCCAGCCUUUGAAUCGGCCAAAACUGUGGAUGCUGGUGGUGACGAGAAGCUUUGAAAGCUUUGUAUAGUAUAUGCGACCGCCGGUCAUUCAAGGUCUAAAACUGUGAUUAGUGACGUUGUGUAAUUGUACAGGAGAGGCAAAUAUCUAUCAUGCGCUGCGCUGUAACAAGAUCGUAUCUUUCCAGUCGAGAUUGGGGCCGGUUUG
Messenger RNA from Mycena citricolor, 2541 nucleotides. NCBI's taxonomy places the organism in Eukaryota, Fungi, Basidiomycota, Agaricomycetes, Agaricales, Mycenaceae. The record is from the annotation of a GenBank genome assembly.